Messenger RNA from Erythranthe guttata (spotted monkey flower), 2400 nucleotides. Its product is annotated as putative catabolite repression protein creC. Gene Ontology annotation, molecular function: protein binding. NCBI's taxonomy places the organism in Eukaryota, Viridiplantae, Streptophyta, Magnoliopsida, Lamiales, Phrymaceae. The record is from RefSeq and is a predicted model, not a curated record.
UCUUGCACAGUCCAGAUGAAAUAAAUAUAUAUAAAAAAAGAAAAAAAGAAAUAAAGGGUAAAAGAAAACCCUUGACAUAUAAGCGCACGAACUCGGUUCCGAGACCCAGCAUUCAUUCAAGCACAACUCAGAACUCGGAAUAUAUUUAUAUACAUAUAUAUUUUUAUUUAUUUGUUCAAAGGGAGAAUUUUCGGACUUAAUAAUCAGUGAUUAUCGAUAUUUUUGAGAUUUAUUGGUGGGAGGAGAUGAUGAAUAGUGGUGCGAGUAAUAAUAUGAUGUCAUCUGCAUCGGCGUCUGGGAACAACGCGCAGCCGCCGGGUUUGAAGACCUAUUUCAAAACCAUUGAAGGUAAAUAUAAGCUUCAGUACGAGAAGACUCAUCCUGCGGGCCUUCUUCACUAUGCCCAUGGCAAAACUGUCACACAGGUGACGGUAGCUCAUCUCAAGGAUAAGCCGACGCAGACACCAUCUCAAUCAUCGUCAAGUUUGGGUGUAAGCAGUGGUGUGAGGUCAGCGGCAUCAAGGUUAUGGAGUGUGGGUAAUGGAAGGGCACUUAGUUUUGUCGCAGGGAAUGGUGGAAGUAAGCCAGUGAGUGGCAGCACUACUAGAAUAGGAUCUUUAGGGGCUUCGAGUUCGAACAAUGUUGUUGGCAAUCCUAACUUCGAUGGGAAAGGGACUUACUUGGUUUUCAACGUUGGUGAUGCAAUUUUCGUGAGCGACUUAAAUUCUCAGGAUAAGGAUCCUAUAAAGUCUAUACAUUUUAGUAAUUCAAAUCCUGUUUGCCACGCAUAUGAUCCUGACGCAAAAGAUGGGCAUGAUUUGCUUAUUGGUUUGAACUCGGGAGAUGUUUAUUCAGUGUCUCUGAGACAACAAUUACAAGACGUCGGAAAGAAACUUGUGGGGGCUCAGCACUAUAAUAAAGAUGGUUCUGUUAAUAAUAGUCGCUGCACUUGUGUCGCCUGGAUUCCCAAUGGUGAUGGCUCGUUUGUAGUUGCUCAUGCAGAUGGAAAUAUUUAUGUAUAUGAAAAGAACAAGGAUGGUUCUGGUGAUCCUUCAUUCCCAGUGAUCAAGGAUCAAGCUCAUUUUUCUGUAUCACAUGCACGCUACAGUAAGAAUCCAGUCGCUAGAUGGCAUAUAUGCCAAGGUUCAAUAAAUGGCAUUGCCUUUUCAGCCGAUGGUGCUUAUAUAGCAACUGUAGGAAGAGAUGGUUACCUGCGAGUCUUUGAUUACAAAAAUGAGCAACUUAUAUGUGGUGGAAAAAGCUACUAUGGCGCUCUUUUAUGUUGUGCUUGGAGCAUGGAUGGUAAGUACAUUUUGACUGGAGGCGAGGAUGACCUUGUUCAAGUUUGGAGUAUGGAAGAUCGAAAGAUUGUAGCAUGGGGUGAGGGACAUAACUCAUGGGUUAGUGGAGUGGCAUUUGAUUCAUAUUGGCAGGCUUCAAAUUCAGAUGGUGUUGGAGAAAGCACUGUAUAUCGUUUCGGCUCUGUUGGUCAGGACACACAAUUACUCUUAUGGGAUCUAGAAAUGGACGAGCUUGUAGUGCCAGUUCGUCGAGCCCCAGGUGGGUCCCCCACUUUCAGCACGGGAAGUCAGUCGUCUCACUGGGACAGUGCUUGCCCAGUUGGCACAUUACAACCUGCUCCAAGCAUGAGGGAUGUUCCAAAGCUGUCUCCACUUGUAGCUCACCGUGUUCACACUGAGCCUCUCUCCGGUUUGAUAUUCACUCAGGAAUCCCUUCUUACAGUUUGCAGAGAAGGUCAUGUCAAAAUUUGGACAAGACCAGUUUCCUCCGAAAGCCAAUCGAGUGGCAACUCAGAUUCUUUGACUAGCUCGAGUUUGAAGGUGAGUGGUUCAGGUUACAAACAAUGACGAGAGAAUUUGAGGUUUGUGAAUAAUAAGGAUAAAAGCUUUUGUUAUUCUGAGUUGGGCGAAGAAUGCGUUUUUUUUUAUUUACUGAAAUGAUGAAGAAGCAUAUGAUGUGUUCAUGUGCAGUAAAAUUAACUGACAAAAAAGACCAUUGUAUAGGUAGAGAAAAAGGCUAAAAAGAAAGUGCCUUUUUGGGGUUGAUGACGAUAAAUGAGAUUUGAGAUAGAAUGCGCGACUCGUUGUAAGUAUAUGAGAGCAACGUUUUUUAGUGAUCCCAUGAAAAAUAAUUGAUGUUGCGCCUUCGAUAUUCUUUCUUCUUUUAAUUUCCCUUUUCUCUUUUUGGUUUUAUUGGUGGUGAAUUUUUGCACUUGGCCAGUUUUGCUAGAGAAUAGCUAGUUAAUGAUGGUUCUGAAUUUUGAUUGGCCACAGUCGAAACAUAAUUAUUAUUGUUUUUUCGAUGGAAUUGAUUUUAUUUGUACUGUAUAUGACUGAGACUGUGUAUCAGUGCAUUGUGCCGUGUCUGCCGAUUUUAUUA